This is a messenger RNA of Anthonomus grandis grandis, 2058 nucleotides long. RefSeq names its product T-complex protein 1 subunit eta (gene CCT7). Bases 143 to 1768 code for a protein of 541 amino acids. The record is from RefSeq and is a predicted model, not a curated record. Gene Ontology annotation, cellular component: chaperonin-containing T-complex. Gene Ontology annotation, molecular function: ATP hydrolysis activity; ATP binding; ATP-dependent protein folding chaperone. The transcript has 4 exons. Lineage: Eukaryota; Metazoa; Arthropoda; Insecta; Coleoptera; Curculionidae. Gene Ontology annotation, biological process: protein folding.
AAAUUGGCUCAUGAAAUAUGACAAGUGAAGUGACAGUUAACUGACAGCUUUAUUUCUAGUAAAGUCUAUUUAGCACGAGGACUAAGAAUUUCCAUUUCCAUUUAAGAAUUUAUCAAAAAAAAGUAAAAGAACUCCCUUAAAAAUGCAACCUCAAAUACUACUUUUGAAGGAAGGAACGGAUAGUUCUCAGGGAAAACCUCAAUUAAUAUCAAACAUUAAUGCCUGCCAAACGAUUGUUGAUGCCGUUCGGACUACAUUAGGACCCAGGGGCAUGGAUAAACUAAUUGUUGUAAGGAACGGUAAAGCGACUAUUUCUAACGACGGUGCUACCAUUAUGAAACUCUUGGAUGUAGUGCAUCCGGCAGCCAAGACUUUGGUUGAUAUUGCUAAGUCACAGGAUGCUGAAGUAGGAGAUGGUACUACUAGUGUAGUCUUACUUGCCGGUGAGUUUUUGAAGCAAAUCAAACCCUAUGUAGAUGAAGGGGUACAUCCGAGGAUAAUCAUUAAAUCUGUUAGAAGUUGUUUGCAAUUAUGCCUGGAUAAAAUCAAGGAAAUUGCUGUGAAAAUUGAUAAGGCCAAUCCGACAGAAUACAGAUCCUUGCUGGAAAAGUGUGCAGCGACUGCAUUAAGUUCAAAACUUGUUAGCCAACAAAGAGUAUUUUUCUCAAAGAUGGUUGUAGAUGCAGUGCUUAUGUUAGAUGAUCUUUUACCAUUAAACAUGAUAGGCAUAAAAAAAGUCCAAGGGGGAGGGCUAGAAGACUCACUAUUAGUAGCUGGAGUGGCAUUUAAAAAAACCUUCUCAUACGCUGGCUUCGAGAUGCAACCUAAAGUAUACAAAAACUGCAAAAUUGCCUUGUUGAACAUUGAACUUGAAUUGAAAGCAGAAAGGGAUAAUGCAGAGGUACGUGUCGAUAAUGUUAAGGAAUACCAAAAAAUCGUUGAUGCAGAAUGGAAUAUUUUGUACAAUAAACUGAAGAAAAUCCACGAAUCGGGGGCUAAUGUUGUAUUGUCUAAGUUGCCAAUUGGGGAUGUGGCUACUCAGUUCUUCGCUGACCGUGACAUGUUUUGUGCUGGUCGUGUACCAGAAGAAGACCUAAAGAGAACCCUGAAGGCGUGCGGUGGUGCCGUUAUCACCACCGUUCACGAUAUGAACGAGUCCGUAUUGGGCAAAUGUGAUUUAUUCGAGGAACGUCAGAUCGGAGGCGAACGUUUCAACUUCUUCAGGGGGUGUCCAAAUGCUAAAACUUGCACCAUCAUUUUAAGAGGUGGUGCCGAACAGUUUUUGGAAGAAACCGAGAGAUCUUUGCACGAUGCCAUUAUGAUCGUAAGGAGAACUAUGAAGAACGAUUCGGUCGUUGCUGGGGGCGGUGCUAUCGAAAUGGAACUCUCGAAAAUGCUCAGAGAUCAUUCGAGAACGAUCGCCGGCAAGGAGCAACUGCUGAUCAGCGCCAUCGCGAAAGCUUUGGAGAUCAUACCGAGACAGUUGUGCGAUAACGCGGGUUUCGACGCCACCAACAUCCUGAACAAGUUGCGUCAGAAACACGCGCAGGGCCACUGCUGGUACGGCGUGGACAUCACCAAGGAGGACGUCAGCGAUAAUUUCGAGUCGUGCAUUUGGGAGCCGUCGAUUAUUAAAAUUAACGCGUUAUCCGCCGCUACCGAGGCGGCGUGUUUGAUCCUGUCGGUGGAUGAGACUAUUAAGAACGAAAAGUCCGGCGGAGAUGGGCAGAUGCCCCAGAUGGGUAGGGGCAUGGGCAGGCCCAUGUGAGAAGUAUAGCUUAGUAUUUUUUUUUAUUUUGUAGCUUUAAUCAUUAAUUAGACUUUUUUUAUGGCUUCGUAUUAACGGUUAUUCUAGUACCUUCGCGAUCGCUUUCAUAAUCAUUUUUUUUUGUAAGAGGAUGUUUGUGGGUAAGAGCAAAUUGAAGUCUGGAGUGCUACUUUCAACUCAUUUAGGAUAGUCAAGGUUUUCGUUAUGCACUAACUUAAAAUAGAUCCGAAGAGAUUUAACCAUUCUUUUUUAAAUCAUGUGAUCUAAUAAAACAUAUUUUGAAAGGCAAA